AUGGCAAGCAAAACGGUUAGCGAUAAAGCGAAAUGGCGUAGAAGAAAAUGUUCUAAAAAUGUUUACGAAGAUAACGACUGCGCGAGCUUAGCCUGGCUCCUGAACUUCAGGCUGGAUGAGAUCGUCAACGUAAAAGUUCCUGAUGAUGAGCCAGAUGAGCAGAAAGUUCCAGAUAGUCCCCCAACUGCAAAGAAACCGCCGUACACUUAUCCGGAGUUGAUCGAAAGGGCUUUGAGAGAGAACGGAGAAUUGACUGUGUCAGCUAUUUAUCAGUGGAUAUCUGACCGUUUCCCAUUUUACAAAGCGAAUGAUGAGCGCUGGAAAAAUUCAGUACGACACAACCUCUCAAUCAACCCACAUUUUCGGAAAGGAGCACGAGCGUCGCAAGGCGCCGGUCACCUCUGGUCGCUGGCAGCCAAUGCCAUCGACUUGCUACCUCUGCGAAACCAGACCUAUGUGGACAUGGAGAAGACGGAAGAGGUACAGGAGGCGCAACUUAUCGAAUGUCCAAAAGUCAUAGUUUUAGACGAAGCCGCAAUAGCGGCGGCCAGUAUCAUUCCAGACCAAGAUCUAUUCACAGGUAACACAAUGUUUCUAAAUCCAGUGUCAACAGAGCAAGUGGUCCGCGAGUGUGGCCUCAUCACUAUGUGA
Melitaea cinxia (Glanville fritillary) is the source of this 651-nucleotide messenger RNA. RefSeq names its product hepatocyte nuclear factor 3-beta-like. The record is from RefSeq and is a predicted model, not a curated record. Bases 1 to 651 code for a protein of 216 amino acids. Gene Ontology annotation, cellular component: nucleus. Gene Ontology annotation, biological process: regulation of DNA-templated transcription. Gene Ontology annotation, molecular function: DNA-binding transcription factor activity; cis-regulatory region sequence-specific DNA binding. The transcript has 4 exons. NCBI's taxonomy places the organism in Eukaryota, Metazoa, Arthropoda, Insecta, Lepidoptera, Nymphalidae.